GUACGCCGCACUCGCAGUGACGUGUACUCUUUUUUUUAGCAAAAUAUAAGCCGCAUCUCUACACAUAGUUUAGUUUAAAAGAGCCUAUCGACAAGACGCGUUGAUUAAGAAUUUGUUAAGAUAAACCCGGGAGAGAUAGACACGUAAGCGGUUUCGCAAACUCAACAAAGAUGAGGCAACUGGCGAGCAUUUUGUUGCUGGCAUUUGUCGUGGGCAGCGUUAGUGCCUUCUAUUCGCCCAGCGAUGGUGUCGUGGAGUUGACGCCCUCGAAUUUCGACCGGGAGGUGCUUAAAGACGACGCCAUCUGGGUCGUGGAGUUCUAUGCUCCAUGGUGCGGCCAUUGCCAGAGCCUGGUGCCCGAGUACAAGAAGCUGGCCAAGGCAUUGAAGGGAGUCGUGAAAGUGGGCUCCGUGAAUGCAGAUGCGGACAGCACGCUGAGUGGCCAGUUCGGUGUACGUGGCUUUCCCACCAUCAAGAUCUUUGGCGCCAACAAGAAGUCGCCCACGGACUACAAUGGUCAGCGAACCGCUAAGGCCAUCGCUGAAGCCGCUCUGGCGGAGGUCAAGAAGAAGGUGCAGGGUGUCCUGGGCGGCGGCGGUGGAUCGUCUUCUGGCGGUUCCGGCAGCUCUUCCGGCGAUGAUGUCAUCGAACUCACCGAGGACAACUUCGACAAACUGGUCCUGAACUCCGACGACAUAUGGCUGGUGGAAUUCUUCGCCCCCUGGUGUGGUCACUGCAAGAACCUGGCACCCGAAUGGGCCAAGGCCGCCAAGGAGUUGAAGGGCAAGGUCAAGUUGGGCGCCCUGGAUGCCACCGCGCAUCAGAGCAAGGCCGCCGAAUACAAUGUGCGUGGGUACCCUACCAUUAAGUUCUUCCCUGCGGGUUCCAAGCGAGCCAGUGACGCCCAGGAGUAUGAUGGCGGACGCACUGCCUCGGAUAUUGUCUCGUGGGCCAGUGACAAGCAUGUGGCCAAUGUGCCAGCACCCGAACUCAUCGAGAUUACCAAUGAAUCCACUUUUGAAACUGCCUGCGAAGGAAAGCCAUUGUGCGUCGUGUCCGUUCUGCCACACAUUCUCGACUGCGAUGCCAAGUGCCGCAACAAAUUCCUCGACACAUUGCGCACCCUGGGCGAGAAGUUCAAGCAGAAGCAAUGGGGCUGGGCCUGGGCAGAAGGUGGCCAGCAGUUGGCCCUGGAAGAGUCGCUCGAAGUGGGAGGAUUCGGCUAUCCGGCCAUGGCUGUGGUCAACUUCAAGAAGAUGAAAUUCUCCGUGCUCAAGGGCUCCUUCUCCAAGGACGGCAUCAACGAGUUCCUGCGCGACAUCUCCUACGGACGUGGCCACACGGCGCCUGUUCGCGGAGCCAAGAAGCCGGCGAUUGUGUCCGUGGAUCCUUGGGACGGCAAAGAUGGCCAACUGCCCACCGAGGAGGACAUUGAUCUGAGCGACAUCGAUCUGGAUAAGGACGAGCUGUAAGGCUGUGAGGAUCGGAGAUCAAGACUGUGCGGCCCAAGCUCAUAUUUCCACUUAUUAAACUAACAAACACUUGCAUUCUGAAUGAUAUUCAUUAGUCAGCCAGCGUAUCUAAAUAUAAAUAACUCUUAAUUAUCUAUUAGCGUUUUCUACCAUCCUCACAUAGAUCUAAACGAAUUGAAACCAACGAUCAUAUAAACUAUGUACCACAAAAUGAAUAAACUGUGCAACAAAUCGUGUAAA
Messenger RNA from Drosophila mauritiana, 1712 nucleotides. RefSeq names its product protein disulfide-isomerase A6 homolog (gene CaBP1). The coding region runs from base 171 to 1472 and encodes 433 amino acids. Gene Ontology annotation, molecular function: protein-disulfide reductase activity; protein disulfide isomerase activity. Gene Ontology annotation, cellular component: endoplasmic reticulum lumen. The record is from RefSeq and is a predicted model, not a curated record. The transcript is spliced from 2 exons. Gene Ontology annotation, biological process: response to endoplasmic reticulum stress. Lineage: Eukaryota; Metazoa; Arthropoda; Insecta; Diptera; Drosophilidae.